AUCAUUUCUUGAGCCUCUGGGGCAUGCGAAGAAGAAAACAAUAAGAAAUAAGGGAUUCGAGACAUUUACAAGGAGACGGAAAGGAAGAACCUGCAGUUGGGGUCAAACUAGAGCAUCCUCUGAACCUGUCGGGGCCUGGGGGCUCUCAAGGCAUGGCCAGACACUCCAUCCUGUAUUUCAUCCUGCUGAGUGCUCUGAUUGACAAGAGCCAGGCCUGUUUCUGUGAUCAUUACCCAUGGACUCAGUGGUCUAGCUGCUCAAAGACCUGCAAUUCUGGAACCCAGAGCAGAUGGAGACAAAUAGUAAUAGAUCAGUACUAUCUGGAUAACUCUUGUGACCAGCUUUGCACCAAGCAGGAGACCAGAGAAUGUAACUGGCAAACUUGUCCUAUCAACUGCCUCCUGGGAGAUUACGGACCUUGGUCAGAUUGUGAUCCUUGUGUUGAAAAACAGUUUAAGGUUAGAUCCAUUUUGCAGCCCAGUCAGUUUGGGGGACAACCAUGUUCGGAGCCCCUGAUGACCUUUCGACCAUGCAUUCCGUCCAAGCUCUGCAAAAUCGAAGAGAUUGACUGCAAGAAUAAAUUCCGCUGUGACAGUGGCCGCUGCAUUGCCAGCAAGUUAGAAUGCAAUGGAGAAAAUGACUGUGGAGACAACUCAGAUGAAAGGAAUUGUGGGAGAAAAAAAGCAGUAUGCUCACGGAAGUAUGAUCCCAUCCCUAGUGUCCAGUUGAUGGGCACUGGGUUUCAUUUUCUGGCAGGAGAGCCCAGAGGAGAAGUCCUUGCUAACUCUUUCACUGGAGGAAUAUGUAAAACUGUCAAAAGCAGUAAAGCAAGUAAUCCAUACCGUGUUCCGGCCAAUCUGGAAAGUGUCAACUUUGAGGUACAAACUAAAGAAGAUGAUUUGGAAACAGAUUUCUACAAGGAUUUAAUUCCCUUUGGAAAGAAUGAAAAUCAACAAGCCUCAGCUUCGGGCGUAGGGAGCAGCAAUUUUCAUUUCCCUGUUUUUUAUUCCUCAAAAAGAAGUGAAAGCUCUACCCAUAGCUCUGCCUUCAAACAAGCGAUUCAAGCCUCCCACAAAAAGGAUUCGAGUUUUAUUAGGAUCCAUAAAGUGAUAAAAGUCUUAAACUUCACAGUGAAAACUAAAGAUCUGCAGCUUUCUGAUGUCUUUUUGAAAGCACUUAACCAUCUGCCUCUAGAGUACAACUCUGCUUUGUAUAGCCGAAUAUUUGAUGACUUCGGGACUCACUAUUUCAUCUCCGGCUCCCUGGGCGGCGCGUAUGACCUCCUCUAUCAGUACAGCAGCGAGGAACUGAGGAACUCAGGUCUAACAGAGGAAGAGGUCCAACACUGUAUCCGGAUUGAAACAAAGAAACGUUUUCUUUUUGUUAAGAAAACAAAAGUGGAACACCGGUGCACCACGAACAAGCUGUCAGAGAAAUAUGAAGGUUCGCUUUUGCAGGGAGCUGAGAAAUCCAUAUCCCUGGUUCGAGGCGGGAGGAGUCAGUAUGCAGCAGCUUUGGUGUGGGAGAAAGGGAGCUCUGGGCCCGAGGAGAAAGUGUUUUCUGAGUGGUUAGAAUCAGUGAAGGAAAAUCCUGCUGUGAUUGACUUUGAGCUUGCUCCCAUCACGGACUUGGUAAGAAACAUCCCCUGUGCGGUGACAAGACGGAACAACCUCAGGAAAGCUUUUCGAGAAUAUGCAGCCAGGUUUGACCCUUGCCAGUGUGCUCCAUGCCCUAAUAAUGGCCGCCCCACGCUCUCGGGGACCGAAUGUCUAUGUGUGUGCCAGAGCGGCACAUAUGGCGAGAACUGCGAGAGACGCUCCCCGGAUUAUAAAUCUACUGCGGUGGAUGGGUACUGGGGUUGUUGGUCUUCCUGGAGCCCGUGCGAUGCUACUUAUAAGAGAUCAAGGACCCGACAGUGCAACAACCCUGCCCCGCAGCAAGGAGGGAAGCCCUGUGAGGGGGAGAGGCGGCAAGAGGAGCGCUGCACAUUUUCAAUAAUGGAGAACACUGGACAACCAUGUAUCAGUGAUGAUGAAGACGUGAAGGAAAUAGACCUUCCUGAGAUAGAGUCCGAUUCAGGGUGUCCUCAGCCAGUUCCUCCAGAAAAUGGAUUUAUCCGGAAUGAAAAGAAACUGUACUCAGUUGGGGAAGAAGUUGAAAUUUCAUGCCUUACUGGGUUCCAAACUGUUGGAUACCAGUACUUCAGAUGCUUACCAGACAGGACCUGGAGGCAAGGAGAUGUGGAAUGCCAACGGACGGGGUGCCUCAAGCCAGUCGUGCAGGAAGUCCUGACAGUCUCGCCAUUUCAGAGAUUAUAUAAAAUUGGUGAAUCCAUUGAGCUAACCUGCCCUAAAGGCUUUGUUGUUGCUGGGCCGUCAAGGUACACAUGCAGUGGGGAUUCCUGGACGCCACCCAUUUCAGACUCACUCACCUGUGAAAAAGAUAUUCUGACAAAAUUAAAGGGCCGUUGUCAGCCAGGGCAAAAACAGUUGGGAUCUGAAUGUGUUUGCAUGUCUCCAGAAGAAGAUUGUAGCCAUUAUUCAGAAGAUCUCUGUGUGUUUGAUACAGACUCCGAUCAUUACUUUACUUCACCCACUUGUAAGUUUUUGGCCAAGAAAUGUUUAAAUUAUCAGCAACUCCAUUUUCUACAUGUUGGUUCCUGCCAAGAUGGUCCACAGCUGCAAUGGGGUCUUGAAAGGACAAAACUUUCAUCCAAUAGCACAAAGAAAGAAUCCUGUGGCUACGACACCUGUUACGACUGGGAAAAAUGUUCAGCCCCCACUUCCAAAUGUGUCUGCCUACUACCGCCCCAGUGCUUCAAGGGUGGACACCAACUCUACUGUGUCAAAAUGGGAUCAUCAACCAGUAAGAAAACAGUGAACAUCUGUGAAAUAGGAGCUGUAAGAUGUGCCAACAGAAAAGUGGAAAUACUGCAUCCUGGGAGGUGUUUGGUCUAACACAAUUACUGAUAAACAGAUUUACCAUCCAAAAAUAAUCCCUACAAAAGGGCAUUCUUGUACAAACAACAGACUGGCAGGCCUAGAAGUUACUGACAAAUUCUCUUGUGUUAGUUUCAUGUAAUUAUUCUCCCCUACCUCUCCUGUCUUAGCCUCCUCUAUCCAGUUCCAGCAUAUGACCCCCUGUAGCACACUCCUAGGUAAUAACUUUCACGUCAAUCUAGCAAAUUCCUCUGUUCAGGUUGCACUAAAAUGAUGGAACUUCCAAGGACUUUAUGAAGCCUGCAGUAUUAAGCAUCCUCACAAGUAGAAAUAGGAACAAAAACCAUAAUUUCCUUCAGCGAAUUAGUAAACACGGAAAUCUACAACAACUUGUAAAACACAUUCUUGAAACUGAACUUUCAUGCAUUCAUUCAGCAAAUAAUUCGGAAUGUCUAUAAUGGGCCAAGUACUGUUUCAGGUGCUGGGGAGUCAGCAGUGAACAAAACAGACAAAAGCCCUCAUGAAGCUCACGUUCACGUGGAAGAAGAUCUACAAAAAAUAAAACAGGCAGGUAAAAUAUAUAGUAGGUUUGAUGGUGAUAAUUGUAUGGAAAAAUAAUGCAGGGAAGGGUGAAUCCUAUCCUUAAGCCUUAUCUCAUGCAAGCAAAUAUUCCAUAGUAAUAAGCAUCACAUUAAGGAUGAUUGCACUCAAGUGGAAAUUACCCUGUUUAAAGUAGUUAAGAAUAAACUUCUGGAAUUCCAUUUUCUUAGCAAGGAGAAAAAAGAUUCAGCUUGUAAGCUGAAGUGUGUGAUGGAUGGAAAAUCAUAAGAUAAUUUUGAAGGAAUAAUUUUUAAAGCAGUCAGAUCUUUCGUAUUAGGCCAUGUCAAGUAGACGCCCAUAUUGUUGUUUUGGAUUGGAGAAGAGAAGAUUCUUUGAAAGAGCAGUUCUCAAAUAUUAGUGUGCUCGGAAUCACCUGAAGCUCUUGUUAAUACACAUCCCUGUGACUGACCCCCAGUUUCUGGUUCAGUAGGUCUGGGGUGGAGCCUGAGAAUUUGUGUUUCUAACAACUUUCCAGGUAGUACUGCUGAUGAUCAUGAGGGGAUCACAUUUGAGAAUACUUAGUUUAGAAAUCGAGUCAUCAACCAGCUAAUCCUGAUUACUAAUUGAUCUCAAAACCUUAGCCAGCCAAUGUCUAAGCAGGUGAGUGGAAACGCAUUCCCUUCCUCUAAAACUCAUUGGGAUUCCCACCUCGUGGAAGGGGGCUAUGAACUACAGCUCCCUGGUGGCACCCACGCUAGACUGUUUUACAUUUGGAUUCCCACCUCGUGAAAGGGGGCUGUGAACUACAGCUCCCGGGUGGCACCCACACUAGACUGUUUUACAGGAAAUGCAGCUCCUCUUCGAUCUCGUUAAUCAAAGGAUGUUAGCAAAAUCUAAAACAUCUUGUAAUAUCAAAGGAGAAGAAUGAGAAAGGAAAAAGCCUAGAAACAGAAAACAUAUUUUCCUGGUAUAACAGCAACUGAGUGGGAAGUUUUCUUUUUCUAGGAGUCUGUAACCUAUCUUUUUCCCAGGGAAGUCACUCCACUCCCUCCUCACUACAGGAGUGGUACAGACCACACUUUUAAGCCUCAAGCCUUUGGCACUCCCAAGACCCCAGAUGGAGGGCAAAGAGGAAUUAAAUACUCUCACAUCCUAAGGAAAGCCACUAACAACUGAUUCAAGGAACUUUCCUCAGAACUGCUGUACCCAACUCUCACACCAGCCCCACACCUCUCCAGGCUAUACAGCAGGACUAUGGGCAGAGGGAGGGGAGCCAUGGGGAUCUGCAGCCACAUGAAUGCAGUGCUCAUAGUGAAAGUCCUCCUCCUCUCCUGUGCUUUUCCUCCCGUUGGUGAAGAGGAGGAUGAUGCUGAAAGUACCCACUGAAGCUAGGCAACUGAAGCCCCGAGAGAAUCAUUUGUAGGGUGUGGGGUCACAAGGAUAUGUGGUCCUGCCCUCGCUGGCUGGAUGCUGUGGAAUCUUAGAGCUGCCGCUGGUGAGCAGGGCGCUGGAGGAGUUCCCAGAGAUGUGGAUCCAUACCACUGGUGGAGUUCUCCCUUAUAUGAGCACAAGACCACUUCCUGCCUAGAGAGUGCUGAGGGCAGGAUGCUUACAAGAGAAGCCUGCACCAUUUUCAUAGCAGGGAGUGGUGUGGCAUGACUGGGUGCAGCCCUUGCUCUAUCAGAAUCCCAAGGCAUAGGGAAGGAAUGGAGAACUUUGGUACCGCUGGCUCAGCAGGAAGGAAUACAGAGAAGAGGAAAGGCAGGAGCUCUGAGGCCAUCCUGAGUCUUGAACAUAAACCUAUGGAAAGAACCAAAAGGAGCCACGGCUGCCUCUCUCACAGGGAGUUCUGGGGGACAGAGUGGGUAGGGGUAAACCAAAACACCACGCCAAGAAACACAGGAACCACCAAUAACAUAGAACCAGAUUUAGUAAGAACAAGUCCAGAGGUGAUGCUCCGUCACUGUCUAUUACAUCAAAUAACUCCUGCCAUCUCUUCUGGGUCCACUUCCUUGCUUCCAAUACCAGACAGCCAGACCCAGCAGAUCAAGGGGAGGGGAGUGUCCUAGAAUGAGGCAUGCUCCUCCCCAUCGCUUUUAUGAUGCCAGAGGGGUUAUAAACAGACAAGAGCAACCCUGGUACCCUCCCGACCCCACGUCUUCAGAUCCACAAGCCUGGCUGACCCUGGAGGCGGAGAAAGAGAUAAGAUGUAAAUUGGAUAUGACAGCAGAGACUUAAACUGGACCAACUUCUGAAAACAGAAACUGACCAGAAAUCUACGUGACCUGUCCCAGACAUGAAGCGUGAGAAAACCGGAAUUUGGCAGAACAUAGUGAAAGCUGUGAGCAUGGCAUUAGUUUUCUAGGGCUGACAUAACAAAGUACCACAAACUGCAUGACUUAAAACAAUGAAAUAUGUUGUCUCACAGUGAAGAAAUCUGAAAUUAAUGUGUCAGCAGUGCCAUGUUCUCGGAAAUCUGUGGGACAGAAUUCUUCUUUGCCUUUUCUGGGUUUUGGUGUUCGUCAGAAAUCCUUGGCAUUCCUUGGCUUGGAGAUGCAUCACUCCAGUCUCUGCCUCCAUAAUCACUUGGCUGUCUUCAUCGUCUUCCUUCUGUGCACGUCUGUCUACCCAAAUUUGCAUUGUCUUGUGAGGACAGCACUCAUGUCGGCUCAGGCCCACUCUAAUGGCCUCAUCUUACUUGGAUUACAUCUGCACAGACCCUAUUUCUAAAUCAAGUCACAUUCACAGGUACCAAGGUUUUGGACUUUAAUGUAUCUUUUUUUGCAGACACGGUUUAACCUAUAGCACUGUGAUUGGGGAAAACAAAAUGUUUUCUUUUUGCACCCCAUAAUAUAAUCAAAGGUUUAUACCAGCUAUUACACUCAUAUUGUUUGAUUAAAAUCAGUCAUGCUUGCUUUAAAGUGUUUUAUUCUUUUACUUGUAGCAAUCUUCCCUUUUAAUGGUGAUUAGUUAGUCUUUUUGCCACUUUAGUUACCUUUGUUUCAAAGGAUUUUUUGAGUGCGCUAAUCCAUUAAAGUUUGCAUUAGGCUGAUUUGCAUUCCAUUUACCAGUGGAAUUUUUCACUCUGAUAUUAAUAUUAAUAUAGCAAUUUAGUACAAGUGUUAAGAGCUAGUGAUAAAAUUGUCAUCAUGAAGCAGAGAGCAAACCUGAAAUAUAUUAAAUACCUGGAAUUUGGACCUAGAAUCUCCAACGCUGUCCUAGAAGAUUAAAUAAAUUCUAGAUGAGAGGUAACAGCUUUAUCCUCUUGGGCUACCAGAGAUGAGUACCAACCAUUCAUGCUUAUAGCUUAAGUAACUGGAAACCAAUUCAGGUCUUUUUUUAAAAUAUGGAUUGUAAUUUUUGUUGAUUCUGCCAGAUAUUGACAAAAUAAAUGAGACCUCCAUUUAAAGAAUUUUAUAGAUAGAAUGCUAUUUAUCUCACAGAUCCUAGGAGCAGAGCUCUAAGACUAUGAUUUUAAAAUUCCAGUCCUCUGGUGAGGUGACAUUCAAGUUUAACUAAAGAGUUCCUCUUUUUGGCAGGCUUUAGUAAAGCUCUCUAAAUUUUAGAAUAUGUUACUGUUUUUUUCUCCUUCUACAAAAGCCUGCAACUCCCACAAUCACCUUUCUUUAGUUUUAAAGAUUGAGCUCUUCUGUUAUACCCAGAAGAGCAGCCACAAGCUAAACCUAAUCCACAUCCCUUCCUCAAUUCAAAUUCUGAGUAAUGAGACUCUCACAGACCAUGAUGUCUCCAGUUGGUGUUGGGCACCAAAUACCCUGAAGCUUGAUUAAUUGGAUUCGAAAUGGCUGGCUCUCUCUAAGGUCACCUUCAUUCUUUUGGAAUACGUUGUGUGUGGAAUCAAUGAGGCAUCAAUCUUCUAACCAAACAAAUGGCCUGCAAAAUUAUACUUGUAUCCAUUUUAUUUUAUGAGAGUGAGACAGGCCACUGCUAUCCUAUUUGUCUUCUUGACAAGUUCUAGCUGCACAGCUUCAGUUCCACGUGUCAAAUGUCAGUUAGUAGAGGUAUGUGUCACCAAUCAAGGGACUCCAAGGAACAGAUGGUGCCUUGAAAGUCAUGCUCACAAAGAUUUAUAUAGAAAGAUGUUCAUCACGACAUUAUUUUUAAUAGCAAAAAAUGACAGAGUCUAAAUGUCCAAUAAUAAAUUAUGGCCCCUCCAUAUGAUGGGACAGUAUGAGACCACUGACAAGCAUCUUUUAAAAAAAGAUAGGAAAGGACAUAAUAAAAGAUGACAAACCAGGUUACAAUACUAUAUAUAAUUACAGCUAUGUAAAUUGUGUGUGUACGAAAGCCUUUAAAAACAACGAUCGGGAGAACAAAUCUCUGGAAUUUAGAGUUAUUUUCAUUUCCUUAUUUAUAUUUUUCUGUACUUCUAGAUUUUCUACAAUCAGCAGGCAUUUUUUUUUUUUUGAAUAAUUGGGCAUGAAAACUCAUCCUAAAAAUUUUUGCUUCUACUUAGGUGAAAAGAACAGAUAGCUAAUUCUGCUUGUAUAGACACACUGAUGACAAAUUGGCCUUGGAGUUCAAGCCAGCCUCAUUGGUCUAGACCUGCCCACACGAGGCAGGUAGUAGCUUUCAGCCAGCCAUGUAAGCCACACAUGCAUUCAUUCAUUCAUUCACAAGCAUUUUCUGAAUACCUGCUAAGCCACAGGAGUUAGGUCUAUAAUCAUGCAGAGAUUUUUGGAGAGGUUUAUGGUAUACUGGGCAGAUUUUAAAGGUAUACUUAAACCAGUAUUACACAAAAUAGAAAGCAUUGAGUUACUAUUAAAAACUUACAGGUACCGAUAACAUCCUUAGGAAAUAAAAAAACUGGACAGUUUAACAAAAUAAAAUUGAGCCUAAAUUCUCAAAGUUUGAUAACAGUUGGAGAUACUGAGUAGCUGUUUGAACAUGGACUGAGUUCUUCUGAGACUCAGUUUCCUCUUGUGAAAAUAGGGACAAUACCAGUCAACUCAUUCUAUUUGUUCUGAGGAUUGGCAAUAUAUAUAUAUUGCAACUACUAAAGAGCCUAGAAUAAAAUGUGCAUUCAACUACUUGGGUGUUAUCAUUUAAUGCCGAUGGAGAAGAGUGACUGGACUUCACCUCUUAUUUCCCACCACAUGAGACACUUCCUCUAUCGUCAAUCUUGUCUUGAAGCCCAAUUUAUUCAGGAGCCCAUGGAUUUGCUUAGCGUGUUCAAGAGAGAGAGAUGGCUGGAGUAUUCAGACUCCACAUCUAACUAAGCUGAUGAAAUGUGCGUGUUCACUGUGCUCAUGCAGGCGUGACCACAAUGAUCAACAUCAGCCAUAAAUGUUUUAAGUUCUCUUUGGAAUGAAUCACCCUUCAUGCCAAAUAAAUGGAGGUGGCCCAGUGUUUACAAUUGAAAACCUGACAAUCUGUGAUAUCAAAGCAAUAUGAACAGAAGAUCCAUAAAUAGAAAGUGAAGAGCAAAUUCAACUGGGUAGCUGGAAAUAACACUCGAAGGAUUGCUUGCUUAACCACCCUUGCAUGAUGGAACAACAUAGUGGAUUUGGAAAGACUACAUUUUACCUAAAACAUGAGGGUAAAGCCAUAUCACAGUUCAAAGCCAGGAGACCGGAAUUUGUCUCCUCCAUGAAGCUGUAUUUGUAAUAACACCAGGAUCUAAAGCACCACCCUAACUGAAACAUCUCCAUUUUGUUUAUAACAACUGAAAACUAAUUCUUGCUUUGGGACUUGUCUCCUCUUCUACCAAAAGGCAGUGAUUCACACUGGUACAUCUUUGCAAUUGUCAAAAGUGCUACUCACCAGUGUGGCUGGCUCUCCAUCUCCCAGGGACCUGGUAGGAUCAUACUUCUUGGCUCCUGUGGGUUGGGGCACCACGUAAUUGGUUCUGACUAAUGAAAUGGGAGCAGGAGUACAUGUUUAGCUUCUGGACAAAAUGUAAUUGUUGGCAUGAAGAUUCUCCAAAGGCCCGCCUUUCACUGUGGCACAUUUGAAAUGGUGACUGCUCCAUCAACUUGAGUCUCUGAGUCACUAACAUGAGCAGAGUCCUCUAGUCUAGAGAACUCUGUCAAACUUCUGUGGGUAUGUGGCAUGAGCAAAAAGUAAACCUUUCUGAGAUUUGGGGGUGGUUUAUUUGUUACAUUAUGACCUAUCCUACCUGUCUGUCUAUAAGUGUAACAAAUGACAUGAUGACAUUAGAUGCUGAUCUCUUUCAUGUCCCCAAAUUACAUUCCAGAACACUUUCAGCUUUCUAUGGGCAUUAUUGAGUAAAUAGGAAUUGCUAUUGCUUUGAACAUGGCCUAUAAUCAUUACUAUGCUUGGGAAAAAAUACAGAAAUAAAUUAAAAUUAGAAAAAGGGAAUGAUUAAGUUUAGUUCUUAAAUACAUUCUUAAUUGCAUCCAUAAUUUUAUAGAGAAAUUGAUUAGUGGAAAAUUAAAGUGACAAAGACCAAAUAAAUCUUGUAUAGAGAGUUUACCUGCUAGUACUAAAAAGAAACGUAAAUGCAAAAAUGGUGAACCCUUUUCUAAGAAACUCAUUAUAUUUGGAUAGUUUUAUAAAAUGUUAGAAACAUUUACUAUUUUAAAAAGCAUUUCAAAGUUAAUUAAAUCUGCUUCAUAUUUCUUGAUUACCAAAUUAUUCCUAUUAUAUUUCACACAAAUUGCUUAUCAAAACUGCAUUCUAAAGAACUUCAGGCAUUUAUAAAGAUGCAUAUAUACAAAAAUGGAUUCUUCGUUCCAAUUUCUAACACUGGGAUAUAGCUUAAAAUCUAACUACUAUAUUGUAGCAAGUACUAUUUAUUACCUCUCCCUCUCCCCACCUCCCAAAAUCUAUUCAUCCCCCUGUCAAUGGCCACUAUUUCACAAGAGGCUGGUCCCAAUUCCAACACCAGACCCAAAAAUUAAAUUGCAAUUGGUUUAAGUCAAUCGGGGGUGUCCCAUUUCCCUUCCCCAUGUGGUUUAGACGGUGCAGGUGAUGCAAGUCUGAUGAACAAGAGGUGAGGAGCAUCUUUUGGAAGGCUUCUUAGAAGGACUUUCUCACUCUUCAAGAGUUCACAGGAAGAGAUGAUCUCUUCUAAAUGUUGCCAAGUCUGAAUGUGAUGCUUGAAAUUGCUGCAGCCAUCUUGCCACCUUGAGAGGAUUU
This is a messenger RNA of Equus quagga, 10598 nucleotides long. It is a transcript of the gene C6, whose product is annotated as complement C6. Bases 153 to 2957 code for a protein of 934 amino acids. Gene Ontology annotation, molecular function: protein binding. The transcript is spliced from 18 exons. Gene Ontology annotation, cellular component: membrane attack complex. Gene Ontology annotation, biological process: immune response. The record is from RefSeq and is a predicted model, not a curated record. NCBI's taxonomy places the organism in Eukaryota, Metazoa, Chordata, Mammalia, Perissodactyla, Equidae.